CGGUGCGUGGACUUGCAGUCUGGAAUUCCGGUGUCUGCAAGGAUUGUGGUGCCCGUGGGGCUCAGGAUACCAUGAAGGAAACGCCGCUCUCCAACUGCGAGCGCCGCUUCCUUCUCCGCGCCAUCGAGGAGAAGAAGGUAAACGGAGGGACUGCACCCUGCGCGGGUGCUCUGGUCCCACGAGCGGCUGGACGGCAGGCAGACCUACGAUUAUAGGAACAUCAGGAUCUCAUUUGGAACAGAUUAUGGGUGUUGCGUUGUGGAACUUGGGAAGACAAGAGUUCUCGGACAGGUUUCCUGUGAACUUGUUUCUCCAAAGCUCAAUAGAGCAACAGAAGGGAUUCUUUAUUUGAACCUUGAGCUCUCCCAGAUGGCUGCUCCAGCUUUUGAACCUGGCAGGCAGUCUGAUCUCUUGGUGAAAUUGAAUCGACUCUUGGAAAGAUGUCUAAGAAAUUCAAAAUGUAUAGACACUGAAUCGCUCUGUGUCGUUGCUGGUGAGAAGGUUUGGCAGAUCCGUGUUGACCUGCAUUUGUUAAAUCAUGAUGGAAAUAUUAUUGAUGCUGCCAGCAUUGCUGCAAUUGUGGCCUUAUGUCACUUCCGAAGACCUGAUGUCUCAGUCCAAGGAGACGAAGUGACACUGUAUACGCCGGAAGAGCGUGAUCCCGUGCCACUGAGCAUCCACCACAUGCCCAUUUGUGUCAGCUUUGCUUUCUUCCAGCAAGGGAUGUAUUUGUUGGUGGAUCCCAGUGAACGAGAAGAGCGAGUAAUGGAUGGCUUGCUGGUGAUUGCCAUGAACAAGCAUCGAGAGAUUUGUACCAUCCAGUCCAGUGGUGGGAUAAUGCUGCUCAAAGAUCAAGUUUUGAGAUGCAGCAAAAUAGCUGGGGUAAAAGUAGCAGAAAUUACAGAGCUAAUACAAAAGGCUUUGGAGAAUGAUCAGAAAGUUAGGAAAGAAGGUGGAAAGUUUGGCUUUGCAGAGUCUAUAGCAAAUCAGAGGAUCACAGCGUUUACGAUGGAAAAGGCCUCUGUGGAUACCUCAGACGUUGAGGAGAAAGCAGAAGAAAUCAUUGCUGAAGCUGAGCCUCCUUCAGAUGUUAUUUCUAAACCUGUUCUAUGGACUCCUGGAACUGCCCAAAUUGGAGAGGGAAUAGAAAAUGCUUGGGGUGAGCUUGAAGACUCUGAGAAGGACGAUGAGGAUGAAGGUGGCAGUGAUGAAGCUGUCAUUCUUGACAGUGUGAAAAUGGACACUGGAAUCGAAAUUUCUGAUUCUGGAAGCCAAGAUGCCCCUAUAGUGCUCUCAGACAGUGAAGAAGAAGAACUGAUCAUUUUAGAACCAGAACCACACAAGAAUCCAAAGAAAAUAAGAACACAAGCCACCAAUGAGAAACAAGAAAAAGCACCAGGCAAAAGGCCAGUGAAAAAGAGAAAGAAGAAGAGAGCUGCUAAUUAAAGCCAACCUAGUUGAGUAUUUGUAUAUAACUAUUAAAAGGUUAUUUAUUCAGU
Messenger RNA from Ochotona princeps (American pika), 1499 nucleotides. It is a transcript of the gene EXOSC9, whose product is annotated as exosome component 9. Gene Ontology annotation, biological process: nuclear polyadenylation-dependent rRNA catabolic process; exonucleolytic trimming to generate mature 3'-end of 5.8S rRNA from tricistronic rRNA transcript (SSU-rRNA, 5.8S rRNA, LSU-rRNA); TRAMP-dependent tRNA surveillance pathway. Gene Ontology annotation, cellular component: cytoplasmic exosome (RNase complex); nuclear exosome (RNase complex). Lineage: Eukaryota; Metazoa; Chordata; Mammalia; Lagomorpha; Ochotonidae. Bases 370 to 1446 code for a protein of 358 amino acids. The transcript is spliced from 12 exons. The record is from RefSeq and is a predicted model, not a curated record.